Messenger RNA from Lonchura striata (white-rumped munia), 564 nucleotides. NCBI's taxonomy places the organism in Eukaryota, Metazoa, Chordata, Aves, Passeriformes, Estrildidae. The record is from RefSeq and is a predicted model, not a curated record.
AUGACGUCGCCGCCCCCCGCAGGUUUCGCGUUCCCCGAGUGGGCGUACAAGGCGGAGUCGAGCCCCGGCUCGCGGCAGAUCCAGCUGUGGCACUUCAUCCUGGAGCUGCUGCGGCAGGAGCGCUACCGCGAGGUCAUCGCCUGGCAGGGCGACUACGGCGAGUUCGUCAUCAAGGACCCCGACGAGGUGGCGCGCCUCUGGGGCGUGCGCAAGUGCAAGCCGCACAUGAACUACGACAAGCUCAGCCGCGCCCUCCGGUAUUACUACAACAAGCGGAUCCUGCACAAGACCAAAGGGAAACGAUUCACCUACAAAUUCAACUUCAACAAACUGGUGCUGGUCAACUGUGCCACCACUGACUGUCACCCUCUCCAGCUGCCACCACUGACCGCCACCCCUCUCCAGCUGCCACCACUGACCGCCACCCCUCUCCAGCUGCCACCACUGACCAUCACCCUCUCCAGGUGCCACCACUGGACCGUGACCCUCUCCAGCUCCACCACUGACCGCCACCUUCUCCAGGUGCCACCACUGACCGUCACCCUCUCCAGGUGCCACCACUGA